Molecule: messenger RNA, 2551 nt
Organism: Exaiptasia diaphana
Lineage: Eukaryota; Metazoa; Cnidaria; Anthozoa; Actiniaria; Aiptasiidae
Exons: 15
Coding region: 158-2443 (761 amino acids)
Cellular component (GO): membrane
Source: RefSeq, a predicted model, not a curated record
UGAAGCAUCAACAAAAACUGAGAAAAGUUUCGUGGCGUUAGAUGAUGUGAGUUAUUCGUCGUCGAUAAAGAGGUGUUCCACCAUCCAUUACAAAGCUCSGCCUCAUUGUUCAUUUGGAGAUGGCAAAUGCAGUUGGACAGGACACGAAGACUGGAAAAUGAAACAGAAUCAAGCAAUGAAACGUCCARUGUUAAGCCUUACUGGAGGAGUCUCAAYACAUCGCAGUAUUUCAAGCCCAGUUUUUAACCCUGUUAAAGAUGGUUGGCAUUGUGUCACRUUCUKGUUAAUAAGCACCAAACGKCUUUACCACCGAGAAUUUCAAGUGUUGUUGACGGACAGCAAUGGAGCUGUUGUGAAGUCGAUGUGGAUUUAUAAAGCAAUAGUACAGAAUGUUUCCUAUGUUCAGUUACCUUUAUCACAGAUCAAUGAUAAUGUUAAGGUUCAAUUUACAGGGCUUAAACAGCAGGAUCAACCAGACCUUGGUGUGUUUAAUGUCAUGUUUUUAAAAGAAAAAUGUUCAACGGUGGAGCCGAUUGCCGAGUGUCAUGAUUACCAAAUCCUAAAUGGAAUCGAUCGUCGUGUAGAAAACACUGUGAACUCUGGUAAAUGUGACAGCAGUAUUAACUUUGCCACUUGGUACAGGAUCGCUGGACCUGCAGGAAACCAAAUCCCACUUCAUUGCGAAACAGGACCCAGCUGCGGAGCACAACUGCCCCUGACUUUAGAGGGAAGGAACCCGUCUUAUAAGUACGAACUGGUCAACAAUAGCUAUUGCUUACCUUCAGGUAGACGUUGCUGUCAGACYAGAGGUUUGGCGAGAGUCCGACAUUGUGGGGAAUUCUUCGUAUACGACAAGAUAUCAAUGAAAUGUGAUCGMGAUUCAAAACAAAUUUGUAGCACUUAUAAAGAAGUUGAACCAGCCUAUGACAAAAAGAAAGAGUGGAUAAAAUGGMAAACUGGAAAUGAAGAAACUGAUUGGGGAUUWUUGAACCGAAGUCAUUUUGCAAAUGAAGAUAUUCAAGAAUCUUCAGAUUUGUACGAGCUGCACAUGUCACGUGAUACCAUCAUCCAAUUCUCGACGUCCUAUAACACUCGAGAGUUGACURUGUGCUUAUGGGUCAGYCUGCUGACCAAUGGUUCUYUGUCAAUGCUGUCUCACUCGAUCAGUAAGAAUUUCGGUUUUGGUUUUGUCUUAACGGACGGAUAUGUGAAGAUAAAUAUCGGGAAUGAAAGCAGAACUGUGUCAGUCAAGUUGGACAAUAAUACGUGGCAUCACCUCUGUACCACCUGGAUAUCAGACUGGGGGGUCUGGCGAGUAUAUCARGAUGGAUUUAUGAUUGAUAGUGRAUUGAAAUUCAGCGAUCAAGCUACUCUUGAAGUUUCAGGUGUCGUGGAACUUCUUGCAUCCAGCUUUUCACCAAGUCUUCCAUCUAACGGUACUGUGAUUAAAAUAGCAAGCCUUAACAUGUGGACGACAAAACURAAAGACCAGGACAUCGUCCAAAUGUCCUAUGGAUGUAAGAURCACAUGCCUCAUAUUCUUARRAAGAAUCCCUUCAUUAGCUGGUACGCAAUCCUCGCUUUGAAUGGUUCUAGUGGUCAUAAAGCCCGUGCUUCAUGUCUUGGAUCGGGUGGUGCAGCAAUGGUUCUGAGAAACAACCGCACUCAACAAGGCACGUCUGGUACACUAUACAGUUCCUGGUUUAAUCACUCAACAGACUCCAACAAAGAGUGCCUUAGGUUUAGAUUCAAAAUGUCUCACGUGGGCAAACCAAGCCUGUUUAUUUACCAUAGCCUUAACCUUGCUCAGUCGAAAGACGUAUUGAUAUGGAGUCAAAGUAAAACAAAUUCGUCCAAUGCUUGGUUGUUUGGACAGGUCGCCAUAACUACUUUAUCUAAUUUCAAGAUCACUAUAAAAGGGGAAUUAGAGAACGUUGGUUAUAUAGCUAUUGGAGGAGUUUAUGUGACGCGCGAUAUGGAGGGCUGUGCUACAAUUCCUAUUGAAGAUAGCCAAUUUGGUCCCAACGCAGAAUGCUUGAGUCUCACAAGCCAAGAAGGCCAGAUUASAACACCACACUACCCGGCCCCUUACGAACAAAAGUUUUCUCAAUGCUGGUACAUAGAGGCUAAAAUAGGACAGGUUAUACUACUAGACUUCAAAGCAUUUGACUUAAACUACGAAAARGUUUGCUCCAAAGACUACCUGGAUGUAUUUGAGAUGAAGGAGYCUGGAGAURAUGAGAAAUAUGUUCGCCUGGGAAGAUAUUGUGGGGCUAUAUAUCCGACAUUUUUAGUAUCUUCAAGAAAUGUUAUGAAAUUGUUUUUUAAGUCCGCUGGAGGGACAUACAAUGGUGGAUUCAAGAUCGAGUAUUCAGUAAUGAAAGAAAAUCGAAGUAAAAACUGCAUUAAAGUGAUUUUGCUGGCAACAACAUUUACGAGCUAAAGGAACUCGACCUUUUGUAUCUUCCCUCGAUCAAAUAUUUAAACUUGGAGAGAAACAAGAUUCUUCGAAUUCUGGACGAAACGUUUGAUAACAAUCAAGAACUGCGGU